This is a messenger RNA of Olea europaea var. sylvestris, 810 nucleotides long. RefSeq names its product protein LSD1-like. The transcript has 7 exons. NCBI's taxonomy places the organism in Eukaryota, Viridiplantae, Streptophyta, Magnoliopsida, Lamiales, Oleaceae. The coding region runs from base 99 to 626 and encodes 175 amino acids. The record is from RefSeq and is a predicted model, not a curated record.
AGAACCCCAAAAAAAAAAAUCCUAUUCCCCAUCGCUGAUGAACUGAAAAUACAUCCGCUUCCAUUUCUUCACAUUCUACCGUAAUAUUUGUUACAGGAAUGCAGAGCCAGAUAGCGUGCAACGGGUGUAGGAGCCUUCUUAUGUACCCGCGUGGAGCAACAAAUGUGUGUUGCGCCGUGUGUAAUACCAUCACUUCUUUGCCCACUUCAGUAAUGGAAAUGUCCCAACUGAUAUGUGGAGGUUGCUGUUUAUUGUUGAUGUACACCCAUGGUGCUACUAGUGUGAGAUGCUCUUGUUGUCAUACGGUGAAUCUUGCAACAGCCCACAACAUUGCUCAUGUCAAUUGUGGGAAUUGCUCCACGAUGCUCAUGUACCCAUAUGGUGCUCCAUCUGUCAAAUGCGCUGUUUGCCAGUAUAUCACUAACGUCAAUAUGGGUAAUGUUAGGGUCCCCAUUCCCAUGCAUCGGUCAAAUGGAGCACCCUCUUCAGCAUCAAUGCCCUCUAGCUCAGCAGAUUUACCAAAUUCUCAGAGCCAAACUGUCGUCGUGGAAAAUCCCAUGUCUGUUGACAAGAGUGGCAAAUUGGUAAGCAACCUCGUUGUUGGUGUUACAAUGGAUAAAAAAUGACCUAAUAAUUCAUUUUGAUCGAUGGUUGCUGUAUUAGAAAGCCUGGAACAGUUUAUUAUGCUUUCAUCAGUUGGCUCGUUGGGACUGAGGGAGAAAGUUUCAUAUUGGCCUUGCUACUUUCUAGCACUUUUGUUGUAUUUUUAUUGGAAAUGUUAAAAGAGUUGGACAAUGUUACAUUUAUUUA